Molecule: messenger RNA, 456 nt
Organism: Talaromyces proteolyticus
Lineage: Eukaryota; Fungi; Ascomycota; Eurotiomycetes; Eurotiales; Trichocomaceae
Exons: 1
Coding region: 139-456 (105 amino acids)
Source: RefSeq, a predicted model, not a curated record
CUGAGUUUUUAUAUCAAUUUGCGCCGAAUUUUGGAGAGGAUGGUGCCCCGUUGACACUUUCUAUCGAUUUAAGCAAUAUCUAUUGCACCGAUUUGGUACACAUAUCAAGAGUUAACUGUUCAUACAAACGACUUCAGGAUGGAACACCCUACCAAUCGCAGGGAAAACAAGGAAUCUUCCAUCCAUAAUGCCAAUCCUGUCCCAGGAGUUGAGUCAGAUGUUGAGUCAGAUGUGAAAUCCUCCGACACUGCACGCGAAAAGCAUGAACGCCAGCCUGAAUUAACUGACGGUGUUGUGGGCUGGGAUUCUGAAGACGACGCAGAAAACCCUCUGAACUGGAGCUCCCGUAAGAAAUGGGUACACCUUUCUAUUAUGGCAUUAAUGACUUUCAUGGUGUAUGUCGUUCCUGUUAUCGGGCCGAUUUUGUUUUUAAUGUACGGUAUAACUGAUCAUUAG